Messenger RNA from Pisolithus orientalis, 749 nucleotides. RefSeq lists its product as uncharacterized. The record is from RefSeq and is a predicted model, not a curated record. Lineage: Eukaryota; Fungi; Basidiomycota; Agaricomycetes; Boletales; Pisolithaceae. The transcript has 2 exons. Bases 309 to 542 code for a protein of 77 amino acids.
AUCCUCCACCAUACAACAACUGCCACGCGGGAUGGUUAAUGUGUUCUGGCUAUACAUUGGUCUUCUCGAGUGUGUUGUCUUCCAAGGUUGGCGUCAACACUAAUAAGCUCCAACUCCACCACCUCUGAUGUCCAAUGGGAAGUAACUUCUACUGGUCCCGACUAUCAAGGCUCACAAACGCGCCACGUUGAACUGUGUGGCGCUUUUACACCCUUUGUUUUGGCGGUUACUACCCGAAUAAAUACCCUAUAGAUGUCCCCUACCCCUACCUUCCCCCCAGAUACCAGCUAAAACAGUACCUUCUCAUUAUGAAACUCGCUACAUUCUUUGUCUUCGCCUCUGCCUUCUCCCUCGCUUUUGCCGAGCCUAUUCUGGGUACCGUGCCAACAUUCAUCGGUGCAAUAACUCAUCCAACGUUCAUCACUACUUCCCCAGUUGCCAGACAGUGCAUAGAUGUCUGCUGCACGAUCGUCUCCACUGUUUUUGGACCUCCUGCUUGGUACUGUAACCCAGGGACUUCUUGGUGUGUCUCGCUACGUUGAUCAAGGUACAAAUGCUACUUAUGAGUUUCCCAUCUAUAGCUCCAGUGACCAGAUUGCUACGUGUUGUGCCCAGACGAGUAACGGGUGGAAUUGUCCAUGAAUAUCUUACAUCGCGAGUUGCAGUUACUGGUGAUGUAGGUUUCCAGACACGAGGGUGUACCUUUACAUCGAUGGUUUUCGCGAUUACUGCUUGAAUAAAUACUUGCC